Tetrahymena thermophila SB210 is the source of this 492-nucleotide messenger RNA. Its product is annotated as peptidyl-prolyl cis-trans isomerase, cyclophilin-type protein. Gene Ontology annotation, molecular function: peptidyl-prolyl cis-trans isomerase activity. The transcript has a single exon. Gene Ontology annotation, biological process: protein folding; protein peptidyl-prolyl isomerization. Lineage: Eukaryota; Ciliophora; Oligohymenophorea; Hymenostomatida; Tetrahymenidae. The record is from RefSeq and is a predicted model, not a curated record.
AUGGCUAACCCUAGAGUUUACUUUGACAUCAGUAUCGGUGGUUAAAACGCUGGCAGAAUCGAAUUCGAAUUAUUUUCUAAUGUCCCCAAGACUGCUGAAAACUUCAGAGCUUUAUGCACUGGUGAAAAGGGUUUCGGUUACAAGGGAUGUCCUUUCCAUAGAAUCAUUCCUUAAUUCAUGAUCUAAGGUGGUGAUUUCACUAAGCAAAACGGAACUGGUGGUAAAUCUAUCUACGGUGAAAAGUUUGCUGAUGAAAACUUCAUUUACAAGCACACUGAACCUGGUAUGUUAUCCAUGGCUAAUGCUGGUCCUAACACUAACGGUUCCUAAUUCUUCAUCACCACCGUUCCUUGCCCCUGGUUAGACGGUAAGCACGUUGUCUUUGGUAAGGUCACCAAGGGUUUAGAUAUCGUUAAAAAGUUAGAAGGCCAAGGUACUUCAACCGGAAAAACUAAAGUUGCAUGUGCUAUCUUAGAUUGCGGUCAACUCUGA